Messenger RNA from Oncorhynchus kisutch (coho salmon), 3596 nucleotides. Its product is annotated as extracellular sulfatase Sulf-2. Gene Ontology annotation, molecular function: N-acetylglucosamine-6-sulfatase activity; calcium ion binding; glycosaminoglycan binding. NCBI's taxonomy places the organism in Eukaryota, Metazoa, Chordata, Actinopteri, Salmoniformes, Salmonidae. Gene Ontology annotation, biological process: glomerular basement membrane development; heparan sulfate proteoglycan metabolic process; negative regulation of fibroblast growth factor receptor signaling pathway. The record is from RefSeq and is a predicted model, not a curated record. The transcript is spliced from 21 exons. Bases 747 to 3401 code for a protein of 884 amino acids. Gene Ontology annotation, cellular component: cell surface; Golgi apparatus; plasma membrane.
CCACAUGAAUGAGAGCGGAGCGAGAGAAAGAGAGAGAAAGAGACAGGGAAAAAAAGGUGAAGCUGAAAACUAGAAAGAGAGGAGAACGAUAUAGGAAGAAAAGAGUGGGAGAAAAGGAGAAGGGGAGGAGAGAGAGACGGGAGGACAACGAGGAGAAAAAGAGAUUGCAAGUCAGAGGGAGUGUAAGAAAACGAUAGAGCUAGAGCGGGUCAGAAGUGUGUUGGAGUGAGUGAUAAAAAGUGCGAGAGCGCAAGACAAUAUGUGAUAGAGAGGGAGAGGGAGGGAGAGACAGAGAUGCGGCGAAAAGGGGAGUGAGGCGAAAUUGAAUUGUAGAUAAAGGGACCUUCUCUCCUCCUCCUUCCCUCCCUCUUUUAUCAAUCUCCUCUGAAACCACGCCUCCCUCCUUUCACUUGGGUGUGCAUCUAUAACAGUGGGCGGCUGUGUGUGGGAUAGAAUCUCAGACUGCCAGCAGAGCGGACAGUAGGGCACAGGACAGGAGUGUGCCAAGACUGGUCAGAGCAGGUGUAUGCCUGUGUGUGAGCUGACGGACGGAGCUCUAUGUGCGUCCUGUGUGUGUCGCCUCACCCACUCCACCCAGGGACAUCGCUUCUGAGGAGCACAGCUGGGAGACCGUGGUCUCUGAGCGCGAGAACAUUUGAGAAGCAUUGUUUGGAAAGGAAGUGAGGGAGUACGGCAGCAGAGUGGCCCCUGCUUCAGUGAGAAGGAGGUGAAGACAAGGUAGAGCCAUGGGAGGACGGGGCCUCCUUCUCCUCCUCCUCCUGGGGGUGGUCUCCCCGGCCCAGGGCUCGUCCUUCCUCUCCGGCCAGCGCCACCGGACACGUCUGCAGAGGGAUCGCCAAGCCCGCAACAAUGUCCGACCCAACAUCAUCCUCAUCCUCACUGACGACCAGGACAUCGAACUGGGCUCAAUGCAAGCCAUGAAUAAGACACGGCGUAUCAUGGAGCAGGGAGGCACCCAUUUCUCUAACGCCUUCUCCACUACUCCCAUGUGCUGCCCAUCGCGCUCCUCUAUUCUGACAGGGAAGUAUGUUCACAACCACCACACCUUCACCAACAAUGAGAACUGUUCCUCGCCGUCCUGGCAGGCCCACCAUGAGCCUCACACCUUCGCUGUGCACCUUAACAACUCAGGCUAUAGGACGGCCUUCUUUGGGAAGUACCUGAAUGAGUACAAUGGCUCGUAUGUGCCCCCUGGCUGGAGGGAGUGGGUAGCGCUGGUGAAGAACUCUCGCUUCUACAACUACACUCUGUGCAGGAACGGUGCACGGGAGAAGCAUGGCAGCAACUAUCCAAAGGACUAUCUCACAGACAUCAUCACCAAUGACAGCCUCAACUACUUCCGCUCCUCUAAGAGGAUGUACCCCCACCGACCAGUGAUGAUGGUCCUGAGCCACGCUGCCCCACAUGGGCCAGAGGACUCAGCACCGCAGUACAGCACUGCCUUCCCCAACGCCUCGCAGCACAUAACCCCGAGCUAUAACUAUGCUCCUAACCCAGACAAGCACUGGAUCCUGCGCUACACAGGCCCCAUGAAACCCGUCCACAUGCAGUUCACCAACAUGCUGCAGCGCCGGAGGAUGCAGACCCUGCUGUCUGUGGACGACUGUGUGGACAAGGUGUACAACAUGCUGGUGGAGACAGGUGAGUUGGACAACACCUACAUUGUUUACACAUCAGACCACGGCUACCACAUUGGCCAGUACGGCCUGGUCAAGGGCAAGUCCAUGCCCUACGAGUUUGACAUCCGGGUGCCCUUCUACAUACGAGGCCCCAAUGUGGAGGCAGGAGCCAUUAACCCUCAUGUGGUGCUGAACGUUGACCUGGCUCCCACACUGUUGGACAUGGCCGGAGCCGAUGUUCCCUCUGAUAUGGACGGCAAGUCCAUCCUCAAACUCCUGGACACAGACAAACCUGUCAACAGGUUCCAGGUGAACAAGAAGGGGAAGAUGUGGAGGGACUCCUUCCUGGUAGAGCGAGGGAAACUGCUCCACAAGAAGGCUGAUGGGAAGGAGGUGGCCCAGGAGGAGAAUUUCCUCCCCAAGUACCAGCGGGUCAAAGACCUGUGUCAGAGGGCAGAGUACCAGAGCUCCUGUGAACAGCCAGGGCAGAAGUGGCAGUGUCUGGAGGACCCGUCUGGUAAGUUGAGGCUGUAUAAGUGUAAGGGCAUGGCCAGUCUCUAUGCCCCACGUAUGCAGGCUCUGAUGGCCAGCAGCAGGUCCCAGCAGUGGGUUGGACACGUCUCCAAUGCUGGAGACAGCUGUGACUGUGGCCCCCUAGGCCUCAAAAUUACACCCCUGAAGAGGAAGAGACUGCUUACCAAGAAAAAGGUAAAGUCCACUAAGAGUCUGACUAGGAACCGUUGGGCCCGGUCCAUUCCCUUUGAGCUGGAUGGAGACCUUUAUGCUGUGGACCUGGAAGAGGGCUACAGGCCCGUGGGCCUCCGGAAUACCAGCAGGCCUGGGGAGAGGAGGAGAGGAGCGGUCCUGCAGGAGGACGACGAUGAGGAGUUCAGUGGAAUGGGAGUUACAGCCAGACCUACAACCAGCAACAGCCUUACACCACCUGCCGCUCUUAAAGUCACCUACAGGUGCUCCAUCCUGAUGAAUGACACAGUCAGGUGUGAUGGAGGACUCUACAAAUCCCUCCAGGCCUGGAAAGACCAUAAGCUCCACAUCGAGCACGAGAUUGAAACCCUGCAGACGAAAAUAAAGAACUUGCGUGAGGUCAAAGGUCACCUGAAGAAGGUUCGGCCUGAAGAGUGCCAGUGUAACACCCCCAAUUACCUGUCCAAGAACAAAGGGAUGUUCAGACUCGAUGCAGGCCGCAUUCACUCACUAAACAAAAUGCCCUCUAAGCAGAAGAAGCAGUGGCUGAUGAAGGAGCAGAAACGUAGGAAGAAACUCCGUAAACUGCUCAAGAGGCUCCGCAACAACGACACCUGCAGCAUGCCUGGUCUCACCUGUUUCACCCAUGACAACCAGCACUGGCAGACUGCCCCCUUCUGGACAAUGGGUCCAUUCUGUGCUUGUACUAGCGCCAACAACAACACUUACUGGUGCCUCAGGACCAUCAACGACACACACAACUUCAUAUUCUGCGAGUUCGCCACAGGUUUCAUAGAGUAUUUCGAUCUGAACACUGACCCAUACCAGUUGAUAAAUGGGGUUAGCACCCUGGACCGUACUGCCCUCAACCAGAUGCACCAGCAACUUAUGGAACUGCGGAGCUGCAAAGGCCACAAGCAAUGCAAUCCAGAGACAGGUGGUAAAGACAGAAACUCUUUAAGUGAAUACAGGCCAGUUCAUCGUCGAAAGAGGCCAAAAGUGAAGAAGCCCUCUUCCAAAUCCCUAGGGCAGAUUUGGGAAGGAUGGGUUGGUUAACAACCUGUGUCCCACAACCCACCAUAUUGCAGUCUGCCAAUAAAGGAGGACCAGAACUACUGGUGAACCUGAGGACUUUGUACAGACUUCAUGGGAAUGUAAUCUGAUCUACCAUUAUUGUGGGAGUUUAUGGAGGACGAUGCUGAUCCUACAUUAGCUGCAACUGAUGCUCAGAUCAUCACCCAGCAAAGCAAA